Populus euphratica (Euphrates poplar) is the source of this 828-nucleotide messenger RNA. RefSeq lists its product as uncharacterized. The record is from RefSeq and is a predicted model, not a curated record. The transcript has 3 exons. Lineage: Eukaryota; Viridiplantae; Streptophyta; Magnoliopsida; Malpighiales; Salicaceae. Bases 86 to 418 code for a protein of 110 amino acids.
UUCUUCCUUCAUUCAUUAGAAUUAUUAACGGUUAACGCCCAGUUUUGCACGCUUCGCUUUAAGACACGGAGGCUGAAAGAGAGAUAUGAGUGAAUUUUUAAGAAGAAGAAACAGAUCUUCUUUACUUUUCUCGUUGUUCUUCCUCUCUGUUCCUCUUCCUUUCUUGUCAGGUAUAGCCGAUGACUCAUCUGGGGCAAAAAAUGGCACUAUGAAGUCUGAUAAGCAUGCUGCUUCUACAAACAAUACUGGGAUCCCCAAGAUUGCCAUCAUUUUGUUUUCCAUGGUGGCAAUAGGGUUUCUCGCUUUUUUCCUUUUCCAGUUUUGGCAAAAGAAGAAAAGAGAAGAGCAGUAUGCCCGUCUUUUGAAGUUGUUUGAAGAGGACGAUGAGCUUGAAGUUGAACUUGGCCUUCGGGACUGACUCUUUUAUUGUACUUAAAGGCUUGAAAGAAACUUGUUCGGAGGAAAAGUUGCUCCUCUGUUGCCAAGAUUGGGCUGUGGUGAUCCCUGUGUAGAGGUUAGAUGAUCUUCCAAUUGAAUUGCGUAAUAUUUGUCACUUUUCGUGAAUUUGAAUUCUUUGAUUACAUAGAGAAGAUUAGAUUCUUCUUUGAAUAAGUUCCGAGGGUCUCAUUCCCAGUUUGUAAAAAUGAUUCUUUGUUCUGAUGGACAUUGAAGUGUGUAAGAAUCAUGCAUUUUGAUGCAAAGCAUCUUGAAUGAAUAUAUUCAAUGUUACUAGAAAGGAUGAGUGGAUGUAACUUCUUCGAUUCUAGCUGCUAUUUCGAGCUAUUUUUUAUCCCAUAAUGGAUGUGUGUGCCUGCUGCUCUCUGGCUC